Molecule: messenger RNA, 321 nt
Organism: Fomitiporia mediterranea MF3/22
Lineage: Eukaryota; Fungi; Basidiomycota; Agaricomycetes; Hymenochaetales; Hymenochaetaceae
Exons: 1
Coding region: 1-321 (106 amino acids)
Source: RefSeq, a predicted model, not a curated record
AUGGCAGUUCUCAAUAAACUUUUCAUCGCCCUCGUUGCCGCUACGAUCUCAGCAAACGCAGGGUUAAUCCCGACGUCCAUCCCGACGUCCAUUCCGCUGCCUACUACCCUUCCAUCCAUCUCAAUCCCGGGUAUAUCAACCUCUAUUUCGAUCGGUUUGACACUCCCGACGGGUGCGAUCCCUCUUGAGGACGCGGGAUCCGAGUCGCUUUCUCUGCCAAUACCGUUACCGACGUCCAUCUCUCUGAGCCUUCCUCUGCCGCUACCAACAGACACGACCAUUUCCCUUGACUUGCCACUUCCGACUGGAAUCAAUCUUUAG